Messenger RNA from Knipowitschia caucasica, 957 nucleotides. Lineage: Eukaryota; Metazoa; Chordata; Actinopteri; Gobiiformes; Gobiidae. The record is from the annotation of a GenBank genome assembly.
AUGUCGUUCCUGCCAGAGACCCUAUCUCUGCAGAAGUUGGCCCGGGAGCCCUACCUGGCCCUGCCCACGGCCCCCCAGUGCCUGGCCACUUACGUCUGGGUCAACGCGUCCGGGACCAGCGUCAAAUCCAAGACCCAGACUCUGACCUGCGAGCCACAGAGCAUCCACGACGUCCCGCUGUUCUACGGCACGCACUGGUUUGACCAACAAACCCACGAGAUCUCUCUGGUCCCACUGCGGAUGUUCCAGGAUCCUUUCACUCUGGGAAUCAAUAAACUCAUCCUGUGCCACGCCCUGGUGCUGGACGGGUCAGCAGCACCGGGGAACAGGAGGGUGGUGUGUCUGGAGGCUAUGGAGGCUGUGGAGGACCAAAAACCCUGGUUUUGCUUCAAGCAGCAGUACCUGCUGCAGACACUAGAGGGACAGCCGUUUGGAUGGGACUCUGCCGACUCCCCCAUUAAAGGUGUGAGCAGCACCGUGGGCCUGAACAACACGUUUGGUCGACAGGUCAGUCUCAGUCACUGUAACACCUGUACGCGGGGGUCCGGAUCACAGAGACCACCGCAGGGUCCAUCCCGGCUCAGGUGGGCCCCUGUGCAGCCUGUGGAGCAUCCCAUCUGGGCCAACGGGGGCCACAUGAACUUCAGCACCGAGAGCAUGAGGGAGGAGGGAGGCCUGAGAUUCAUUCAUGAAGCCAUCGAGCGUCUGGCCCAACGGCACGAGGAGCACCUGGAGGUGUACGGCAGCGAGGAGAACAUGCAACGGCUGAACAACGUGGGACCGAACCCGGACUUCAGCACCUUCUCCUGGGCGGUCUCGGAGCGCAAGUGCAGCGUGCGCAUCCCGGGACACGUGCACGAGGCCGGGAGGGGCUACCUGGAGGACCGCAGACCUGCCGCGGACUGUGACCCCUACCAGGUGUCCAUGGUCCUGGUCCAGACCUGCUGCAGACCGUGA